Messenger RNA from Peronospora matthiolae, 696 nucleotides. NCBI's taxonomy places the organism in Eukaryota, Oomycota, Peronosporomycetes, Peronosporales, Peronosporaceae. The record is from the annotation of a GenBank genome assembly.
AUGAAUAUGUUGGAUGAUGAAGAUGACCAAAGCUUUCACGCUACGCGUGACGGCUACUCCCAUUUGAGCGAUGUCGAUUGGAAUGCGGUUGAACGAAUGGGUUCGACCAUGGGCAUCCAUGCUGUUAGCGUCAUGCUAGAGGCUCUCAAUAGAGAUGCCCAACAUGCUACUAUCGCCAAGUUCAUUCAAAAUGAACUUGACGCAGAACGCGAGAAAGUAGCCUUGCUUCACCAACAUGGUUCUCAACAAGCAGAGUUGUUGAGAGAACAGGGUGCUCAACAGUUUGAACUGUUGAGACAGCAGCAGGCUGCUGCUGGUGGGUCGAUGAUCUCGCGUCGACCCGAAGCCUUGAAGAUUGACAUCUCCAAGUAUAGGGGAGUCGAAGAAGACUCCCUCUUGAGAUGGUUCGUCGAAUUGGAUGACGCCAUAAGGGCGCGUCGCAUCGACGACGGGGAUAUGCCAGUUGCAUUUGCCCAAUCAAAUCUGGCAGGACGUGCCAAGACUUGGGCACUGGGGCUCAAGCUGCACGACCCAUAUGCGUUCGGGUCGUUGGAAGUCUUCAAGUCGCGGCUCAGAAAAACGUUUGAACCGCCUAGAGCUGAGUUCAGAGAUCAAACUGAACUUUUGAAGCUCAAGCAGGGUAGCAUGAUGUGCAUGCUUACGUACAACAUAUACGACAUCUUACGAGUUGUAUAA